GUUCUUCUUUUGCGUUUGUUCCCUCCUCUCUCAUGGCGUGACCUCUCUUCCUCGUUUUCAACGUUCAUAUCUCAACUUCUCAAAACCCUCUCUGUUUCUCUACAAUGGCGUCUUCAAUCUCCGGUCUUUAUUCCUCCACUCUUAAACUCCAAAAGCUUGCUUCCAGGUCAUCUCAAUCUUCAAUUUCACACGCUCGAAUUGAAUCCAUUCCUUUCCUAACCCGAUCGCUCCGAGGACAGACCAUUUCAGCGCAAUCUCUAGCUAGAGAGGUUCCCGCUAGUUUAUCGAAAUCAGAUGAUGCAUUGACGGCGGAGAAAAAAGUGUUGGAGAAAGAUCCGGCGGCGCUAUGGAACCGGUAUGUUGACUGGCUUUACCAGCAUAAAGAACUCGGUCUUUAUUUGGAUGUCAGUCGAAUCGGAUUCACUGAUGAAUUUGUGGAGAAGAUGGAACCCAAGUUCCAGAUUGCUUUUAAAGCUAUGGAGGAGUUGGAAAAAGGAGCUAUUGCGAAUCCUGAUGAAGGUCGUAUGGUAGGACAUUAUUGGUUGAGGAACCCUAAGUUGGCUCCUAAACCGUUUCUCAAGUCACAAAUUGAGAACACUCUUGAAAUUGUCUGCAAAUUUGCAGACGAUGUCAUCAGUGGUAAGAUCACACCACCAGCAGGAGGUAGAUUUAAACAUAUUCUUUCUGUGGGAAUUGGAGGUUCUGCUCUUGGACCUCAGUUUGUUGCAGAGGCUUUGGCUCCUGAUAAUCCUCCUCUCAAGAUAAGGUUCAUUGACAAUACAGAUCCGGCUGGUAUUGAUCAUCAGAUUGCACAACUUGGACCUGAAUUGGCUUGUACUCUUGUAAUAGUUAUUUCAAAGAGUGGGGGCACGCCAGAGACUAGAAAUGGUUUAUUAGAAGUUCAAAAGGCCUUUCGUGAAGCUGGUCUGAGUUUUGCUAAACAGGGUGUUGCUAUUACUCAAGAAAAUUCUCUAUUGGACAAUACUGCAAGAAUCGAGGGCUGGCUUGCUAGAUUUCCUAUGUUUGAUUGGGUCGGUGGUAGAACUUCUGAAAUGUCUGCAGUUGGUUUGCUUCCAGCAGCGCUUCAGGGUAUUAACAUUAGAGAGAUGCUUGCUGGAGCAGCACUAAUGGACGAGGCCAACAGAAAGCCAGUGUUGAGGAACAAUCCGGCAGCAUUGCUAGCUAUGAGCUGGUAUUGGGCUACAGAUGGAGUAGGAUCUAAGGAUAUGGUUAUUCUUCCGUACAAAGAUAGCCUUUUAUUGUUUAGUAGGUACUUGCAGCAGUUGGUAAUGGAAUCCCUUGGAAAGGAGUUUGAUCUUAAUGGGAAUAAGGUAAAUCAAGGAAUUAGUGUCUAUGGAAACAAAGGGAGUACAGAUCAGCAUGCCUAUAUCCAACAGUUGAGAGAUGGCGUGCCCAAUUUCUUUGCAACAUUCAUUGAAGUUCUACGCGACAGACCUCCCGGUCAUGAUUGGGAGCUUGAACCAGGUGUCACAUGUGGUGAUUAUCUUUUCGGCAUGUUACAGGGAACAAGAUCAGCUCUAUAUGCAAAUAGCAGGGAAUCCAUUACAGUUACUGUGCAGGAGGUAACUCCCCAGGCAGUUGGAGGGAUGAUUGCAUUGUAUGAACGAGCAGUUGGGAUUUACGCGUCAUUGGUCAACAUCAAUGCUUAUCAUCAGCCUGGAGUGGAAGCUGGAAAAAAGGCAGCAGCUGAAGUAUUAGCUCUUCAGAAGCGAGUCCUUGCUGUACUCAACGAGGCUAGCUGUAAAGAGCCGGUUGAACCAUUGACAAUUGAUGAAGUAGCAGAUCGAUGUCAUGCAGUUGAAGAUAUUGAGAUGAUCUACAAGAUAAUUGCUCAUAUGGCUGCAAAUGAUCGAGCUCUUAUUGCCGAAGGCAGCUGUGGUUCACCGCGAAGCAUCAAGGUCUUCCUGGGAGAGUGUAAUGUAGAUGACUUGUAUGCCUAACUUAUAACUUUAUGUCAGCUUGGAGGCAUUUCUGUUUAUGUAUCAUUUGUUUUUGAAAGUGACUAUUGCGAAUAAUUUCAAAAUAAAUUUGAAAAGGAGAGAAUUCUUGAGUCUUUUAAUUAAUAUUAAGUUAAGUUGAUUUCUCUAGAAAUCAUCUUAUUCCUUUUCUA
Messenger RNA from Impatiens glandulifera, 2131 nucleotides. RefSeq names its product glucose-6-phosphate isomerase 1, chloroplastic. The transcript has 14 exons. Lineage: Eukaryota; Viridiplantae; Streptophyta; Magnoliopsida; Ericales; Balsaminaceae. Bases 105 to 1961 code for a protein of 618 amino acids. The record is from RefSeq and is a predicted model, not a curated record. Gene Ontology annotation, biological process: glycolytic process; gluconeogenesis; glucose 6-phosphate metabolic process. Gene Ontology annotation, molecular function: carbohydrate derivative binding; monosaccharide binding; glucose-6-phosphate isomerase activity. Gene Ontology annotation, cellular component: cytosol.